UUGAAAACAACUAACCAGAAAAAAAGAACAAACAUCUAUUUUUCUUCAGAAAAGGAACGACAUAACCACCAAAACUGAUGACAUCAUGAGGACGCAGGUAUCCCAGGAACAGAGUCAGCUUCCAGAACCUUCAGGGACCAGCACAUGCCCAACUGAGAACCUUCCCCAGACUCCUCAGAUGCCUCUACCAACCCCAUCCAGCAGUUCCUUAACCAAGAAACCAAGAUUGAAGGCUGUACCUAAAGAAGCUUCAAGGGAAGAAGGUUUCCAGAGCGGCCCCAAAGAAGUGAUGGUACUGAAAGCAACAGUACAAUUUGCAUAUGCCGUCAGUGAAGGAGAGAGAAAGAUGUUUCAUGCCACAGUGGCUACUGAGAACGAAUUCUUCCAAGUGAAGGUUUUUGCUGUCAGCCUGAAGGGGAAGUUCAUCCCAAAGAAAGUCAUCGCCAUAUCAGAUUAUAUUGGGUGCAAUGGGUUCCUGGAGAUCUACAAUGCCUCAUCUGUGUCUGAUGUUAAUGCUGACCGAAAGAUGGAGGUCUCAAAGAGACUCAUUAAAAAUUCAAAUGCAACUCCUAAAAUCAUUCAUCUGUACUCGUAAGCUCCAGGAACAUUUGUGAAUGGAGUGUAUCAGGUGCAUAAG
Messenger RNA from Ceratotherium simum simum (southern white rhinoceros), 637 nucleotides. NCBI's taxonomy places the organism in Eukaryota, Metazoa, Chordata, Mammalia, Perissodactyla, Rhinocerotidae. The record is from RefSeq and is a predicted model, not a curated record.